Pestalotiopsis fici W106-1 is the source of this 1842-nucleotide messenger RNA. RefSeq lists its product as uncharacterized. Gene Ontology annotation, molecular function: sucrose alpha-glucosidase activity. The coding region runs from base 1 to 1842 and encodes 613 amino acids. Lineage: Eukaryota; Fungi; Ascomycota; Sordariomycetes; Amphisphaeriales; Sporocadaceae. The transcript is spliced from 2 exons. The record is from RefSeq and is a predicted model, not a curated record. Gene Ontology annotation, biological process: sucrose catabolic process.
AUGUGGUCCCUCGUCUUCUUUGCUGCCGGAGCACUCGGCCAGGCAGGUAUAGACUACAAUUCCGCGCCUCCCAACCUGUCCACACUCGCCAAUGGUUCUCUAUUCGAGACUUGGCGGCCUCGCGCUCACAUACUGCCUCCCUUUGGACAGAUUGGAGACCCCUGCGCCCACUAUGUAGAUGCCGAGACGGGCACUGUCCAUUUCGGCUGGCUUCACGAUGGUGCUUCGGGGGCGACCACGGAUGACCUUGUCACAUACAAGGACUUGAAUGCAGAUGGCGCCCCCUUCAUCGAGGCGGGAGGACUGAAUGAUCCGGUGGCCGUAUUCGACGGCACCGUCAUCAACGUGGGCGUGGACGGAAAACCAACGUUUCUAUACACCUCCGUUUCGUAUUUGCCCAUCCAGUGGACCAUUGCUUAUACUCGUGGAAGCGAGACACAGUCUCUCGCUGUAUCCUAUGACGACGGCAAGAACUUUACCAAGCUGGAGCAAGGGCCAGUUAUCCCAGGACCUCCCUUUGCCGUUAACGUGACAGGAUUUCGGGAUCCCUACGCCUUUCAAAGCACACAGCUCGAUACACUCCUCAACAGCACUGACGGUACGUGGUACCUUGUCAUCUCGGGAGGCGUACACGGCGACGGUCCAAGUCAGUUCCUUUACCGCCAGUAUGACCCCGAGUUCCAGUACUGGGAGGAGCUUGGCCAAUGGUGGCACGAGGUCGCCAACACGACAUGGGGAAGUGGCAACUGGGCGGGCCGUUGGGGCUUCAACUUUGAGGUAUCCAACAUCUUCACACUGGACGAAGAAGGCUACAGUGAUGACGGAGCAUUCUUCACCACCCUGGGAGCCGAGUGGUCACUAGCACCCAUUGUGCCCCAAGUGUCUGAUUUCAGGGACGCGCUGUGGGUCUCGGGUGACGUGACAAUCGAGGACGGCGAGGUCAAAUUCAUUCCUUCAUAUGCGGGAAAGUUGGAAUGGGGACACUCGGCCUAUGCGACCCAUGGACAGGUUGUCCGAGCAGACUCGAAGCCGUCCAAUGCGAGCGGCGCUCCGGAUCGGUUCAUCUCUACCACGUGGCUCACUGGAGACUACUAUGGCACCUUGGACCCGGCUACCAACCAGCAGAAUUGGACCGGCGCCCUUCUUUUGCCCCGAGAGCUCAGCAUCGGAAAGAUUUGCAACGUUGUGGACAAUGAACUCGCUCGAGAGGUCGGAUCAUGGAAAACAAGCCGAAAUGAGUCGGGCGUUGUGGACCUUUCCACCCUUAGGCAAACCAUUGUGAGAGAGUCGCUUGCAGCCCUCUUGGAGGGUGAGAGCUUCCAGGAAGACAGCCGUACUCUGAACUCUUCCGCCGUGAUACCAUUCCAACAAUCUCCCCAAUCCAAAUUCUUUGUCCUCGAGGCCUCGAUCACUGUCCCGCAGUCAGUCCGGGGCGGUGAUGUCAAGGCAGGAUUCCAGAUACUCGCUUCCGAGUAUGAGAGCACAAGUAUCUACUACCAGUUCAGCAACGAGUCCAUCAUGGUUGACCGAGCCAACACCAGUGCUGCCGCCGAGACUACCAAUGACAUUGACUCCCGGAAUGAAUAUGGACGGCUCCGUCUUUUCGAUAUUGCGCAAGAUGGCGAGGCGACAGUAGAAGUACUCAAAUUGACUAUUGUGGUUGAUAACGCAGUGGUCGAAAUUCACGCCAAUGAUCGAUUCGUUUUGAGCACGUGGGCACGCUCUUGGUAUGCCUCAUCAACUGAACUUCGCUUCUUUCAUGAAGGAGAGGGCGAAGUCACGUUCGAGAACAUAACAAUUCACGAGGGCUUGUUUGAUGCCUGGCCGGACCGCGCCUACUAA